Messenger RNA from Orussus abietinus, 2421 nucleotides. RefSeq names its product leucine-rich repeat protein soc-2 homolog. The coding region runs from base 35 to 1759 and encodes 574 amino acids. Lineage: Eukaryota; Metazoa; Arthropoda; Insecta; Hymenoptera; Orussidae. Gene Ontology annotation, molecular function: protein binding. The transcript is spliced from 4 exons. The record is from RefSeq and is a predicted model, not a curated record.
CCUCGAGAUCGUCGUUCGUUCAUUCUGAACGAACAUGGUAGAAGAAUGCAAGACAAAAUUGAAACCAAAUUGCGAUCACUGCGACAGUCAGGUAAAAGAUGCAUACGACUUGCAAGAUCCUCGGAUCAUACAGAAAUUGUCGGUUUGCUUAAACGGACUAUCUUACCUCUCCGGUGACCUAACCUACUUGGAAAACUUGACGAAACUAGACAUAUCAAAGAAUAAUUUGGAAGAAUUGCCAACGUCCGUAUGCUUGCUCAAGAAACUCGAACACUUGGUGGUGAACGACAACAAAUUGGUAACUCUACCAGACCUAGUAGGAGAAUUGUGUUCGUUGAAAAUUUUAUGCUUAUCCAAGAAUCAAAUUAAAGUCCUGCCGGACUCGCUGGGAAACCUUGAUCUUAGAGAAAUGUACUUGGACGAUAACAAUCUUACGGAUCUACCCCUCUCGUUCGUACAGUUAAAUGAUUUAAAAACACUAGACGUAGCUAAUAAUUGUUUAAAGACUGUGCCAAAGUGCAUCACCAAUGGAAUGAAGAGACUGGAAAAGUUGGACUUGUCUUUUAAUCGGAGCAUUAAUCAUCUACAUCCCAAGCCUGCGAGCAACCGAUUAAGGUGGUUAUACUUCAAAGAAGUCGGACCCUGCCUUUGGUUUCCUUCCUGGCUUUUUACCUCGAUGUAUGUCAACUUUGAAGAAAUCUCUUUCAAUCGCACACAGUUUGAAAGAUACGACAUACCGCAUGGGAAUAUAGAAUUGCGUGUUAAGAGGUUAUCAAUGGAAAAUUGCAACUUAUCGGACAUAGAGCUAGGGAAAGUUCUUUCGCUCGCGACAGGUCUUCAAGAACUAAAUAUUUCAAACACACAGAAAGUUUCUAAAUGUAAUAUGCUUUCCAAUCUACCCUUAACAGCUCUGAAAAAUAAAAAAGAGUUGAGAGAAAUUCACGCCAGAGCAACGGGUCUUCCUACGAUUCAGGCUACCAUAAGCGAGUUUGAAAACCUCACGGUAUUAAACUUAGGUCGCAAUAAUAUCUUUUGGCUUCCUGAUGAAAUUUGCCAGUUAACAAACCUGGAAGUACUGAUAGUCGAAGGUAACAGUUUGAUAACGCUUCCGGACAAUAUUGGAGACAUGGCAGCCCUUGUUAAGUUGCAGGCAGCUUGGAAUUCGUUAUCUAGCCUACCUGACUCGGUGCAAAGGCUGAAGAGCCUUCGUUUUUUAGAUUUAUAUAUGAAUGACUUUAUGGAAGUACCUGAAUCAGCAGAGAAGAUAGAUUGUUUGUUUGGAUUCGACAUCGACGGGAAUUACUUUGAUACCACUGGUCUGUGGAUCGGAAAGGUAUCCUAUGAAGACUUGAAGAAUAAAAUACGCAAGAAUUCCGGCAUUGUUGAUACUCCAAGAUUUUCUGGCCCAAGAAUCGAAGCAACAGAAAACUCGGAGUCAAGUUCCCAACCACCUAGCGCCUCCACAGGAAAUAACUCUCCUGGAGAAAUAUCACCGAAGAUGGAUAAUGAAAAGCAUGAAUUUGAGGAGAACUGGGACGUUUCCGAAGAUUCUACCGACGAAUUCGACCCUAAUAGCCAGAGAGAGCCGAAAUGUCGCAGAAAAUAUAAGACGUUCGACGACGGUUGGAGAUGGAAGAAUUUCUUUGAUCCCUCCGAUCUGCAUAGCAAACGAACCGGUGAGCGAGUAUUGGUAAUACAACGAAAUAACCCUGACAAGUUGGCCAUAAUGUCCGGAGAGGACCAAUUUGAAGACGCCUAACGUUUCUACAUAAAUAUGUACAUAUUUAUCAAACGGACGGAUAAACAGUAUUUUCCUAUUUAAUUUUCUACUUAACGGGUCCUUAAGCUGCGUAACUGUGUUUAGAAGUACUGCCAUUUUGAUUAAAUGGAUGACAUGUAAAUUAUACCGUCUUAGCAACAUUGUUUAACAGCUUAGGGGCACAUCUCAGUAAUGCACUUAAUUGUUAUUGCACUCUCAGAAACAUAAACAACCACCACAUGAAUUUGUUGGCAAAUUUUAUGAGUUCCGUUAUGGUAACGAACGUUUCCAGUCGAAGUUAUAUAGCGUUAAAAGAAGUACAAAGUAAUUUGUAACAAUGCAGGAUGCACUUAUCCCUUAAUUGGCAUUAUCGAGUGUUCUGUCAAUCCGAUACACGCAUUAACGUGAAAAUACGAUAUCAAUUAAGAGUUGUAUUAGGUGGCCAAAAACUCUGGAAAAUAUCAUUGUCACUUUCAAAAAGUCGCAACGUGAAAUGUCGUUAACGCAAUAGUCAAACGUUAAAUAUGUUUUCCAGUGUAACACAUUACAAGAAAUACCCUUGCGUUAAAGAAAAGUUUAAUUAAGUAACGUGUGUUCAACCAUGGAAUUUUUUCAAAUAAAAUACAGGCUCUAGGUCAAUUGACUUAACAACUUCAUUGUAA